GUAUGCUCAAUACCAGCCUGGCAGCAGCGGAAAGCAUGACGCAUGAUGUCAUUCGGGAUUUACUUGGCAUCAAGUUGGAUAUGACAAACUACGCAGACAUGAUAGACCAGCACCAAGUUAAAAAAUUAGUGGAAGAGGCUUAUCAAUAUAGAGAAGAGAUCUUUGCUAAGGAGCAGGAAAUUCUCAAGUUAAAGGAACAGAUUAAUGGCCUUAUUGAGGAAAGAGAGAGUUGUGUUUCAGAAAGGGACAAGAAAGAGUUAGACAUACUUGCUGCUCAAAUUUCUUUGGAGCAACUUAAAGAGAGGGAUCAGUUGCUUUGUGCACAGAAUGAAAUGUUAAAGAUGGACAAGGCUAAUUUGAAGAGGAGGAUUAUAGAACUAGAUCAGAUGGUAAAAACACUUCUUGAGACGCAAACUACGCAACAGCAACUUCAACAGAAUUUGAAGGUAAAGAAUGACGGUGUAUCAAAAUCCGGUGAUAGUGACUUAAACAAGAGGCUGGCACACUCUGAGUGGCUUCUUUCUCAAGUAAAUGACGAACUGGCUGCUCACUGUCGCAGAUCGAGCAAUACCCAUGUUAGAAAAGGCCUUAUGGGUAAAGUCAUGAAACAAGAGAUAGGCAAGUAAAAUUUGUAAAGAGGCAGAAAGUCUUAAUUCGAUGAGCUUUUAAAUACCCCCAAGUACCCGAGUGACAGCUUAGUUUUUGGUUACACGAAGAUGGAAAUUCGUCUCUGGACUCACAGUGGGGCAGAGACACUUUCUUCUACGCUAUCCACGACAAACGUCCAUUUGGUCUUCAUGGAGGGGAGGGUAUUGUUCCAUCAUGAUUUUAUUCUUAAGGUACCCACUAAUUUUACACGCACAUUCUUUUUUUAAGAAAACAAAAGUUACUCGUAACUUUUUUUGUAAAAUUAUAGCCCGAAGAGCGUCCCGGAUUCUGUGUAAAAUGGUUCUCCAUUUUUCUUAAGCUCGUAAAUAAUUGCUUUUUUUUUUUUU
This is a messenger RNA of Carica papaya (papaya), 995 nucleotides long. The record is from RefSeq and is a predicted model, not a curated record. Lineage: Eukaryota; Viridiplantae; Streptophyta; Magnoliopsida; Brassicales; Caricaceae.